Molecule: messenger RNA, 1928 nt
Organism: Micropterus salmoides (largemouth bass)
Lineage: Eukaryota; Metazoa; Chordata; Actinopteri; Centrarchiformes; Centrarchidae
Gene: cstf1
Product: cleavage stimulation factor, 3' pre-RNA, subunit 1
Exons: 6
Coding region: 181-1476 (431 amino acids)
Biological process (GO): mRNA 3'-end processing
Cellular component (GO): mRNA cleavage stimulating factor complex
Molecular function (GO): protein binding; RNA binding
Source: RefSeq, a predicted model, not a curated record
ACAGUUCGUCUAGUUUGUUUACGAUGAAGGACACCUUCCCUGUCAUUCAGUUCUGUGACGUAGGACGCACAUACGUAACGUUACAGCGUAACGCACGUUUGGGUCCAGGAGCGCCGUUGGAAGUUUGAACCAGCUAAGUUGUCAGUAUUGACGGCCCGCGUCUGGUCACACUGACCCAUCAUGUAUCGUCCAAAACCAACUCUGAAGGACCGACAGCACCUUUACAAGCUCAUUAUAAGCCAGCUGCUCUAUGAUGGAUACACCAACAUCGCCAACAGUCUCAUCAAUGAGGUCAAACCACAGAGUGUAGUGUCGCCCUCUGAGCAGCUGAUGCAGCUGGCAAAGACAGGGAUGGAGAAUGAUGACAGUGCAGUUCAGUAUGCCAUUGGGCGCUCAGAUACGGUGGCACCCGGUGUGGGUAUCGAUCUGGAAUUUGAUGCUGAUGUCCAGACCAUGUCUCCAGAGGCAUCAGAAUAUGAGACUUGCUAUGUAACAUCCCAUAAGGGUCCAUGCCGUGUCGCUUCAUACAGUCGUGAUGGUCAGCUGAUUGCCACUGGCUCAGCUGACGCUUCCAUCAAGAUCCUGGAUACUGAACGCAUGCUGGCCAAGAGUGCCAUGCCUAUUGAGGUGAUGAUGAAUGAGACAGCGCAGCAAAACAUGGAGAAUCACCCUGUGAUUCGAACACUGUAUGACCACGUAGACGAAGUCACCUGCCUCGCCUUCCACCCAACUGAACAGAUUCUGGCUUCUGGCUCAAGAGAUUACACCCUUAAACUGUUCGACUACUCAAAGCCUUCUGCAAAAAGAGCCUUUAAAUAUAUACAGGAAGCUGAAAUGCUCCGUUCAAUCUCCUUCCACCCGUCGGGUGACUUCCUGCUGGUGGGAACACAGCACCCCACCCUCCGCCUCUAUGACGUCAACACCUUCCAGUGCUUUGUGUCAUGCAACCCGCUGGAUCAGCACACAGACACUAUCAGCGGCGUCAGCUACAACCCCACCGCCAAUAGCUACGUCACCUGCAGCAAGGACGGGAGCAUCAAGCUAUGGGAUGGCGUCUCCAACCGCUGUGUAACCACCUUCGAGAAGGCCCACGACGGAGCUGAGGUCUGUUCCGCUAUCUUCUCCAAGAACUCAAAGUACAUCCUGUCCAGUGGCAAAGACUCCGUGGUUAAACUGUGGGAGAUCUCUGCAGGCCGGACACUGGUUAAGUACACAGGGGCGGGGCUGAGCGGCCGUCAGAUGCAUCGUACGCAGGGCGUGUUCAACCACACAGAGGACUACGUUCUGCUGCCAGAUGAGCGCACCAUCAGCCUGUGCUGCUGGGACUCGCGCACGGCCGAGAGGAAAAACCUGCUGUCUCUGGGUCACAACAACAUCGUCCGCUGCAUUGUCCACUCACCCACCAAUCCUGGCUUCAUGACCUGCAGCGAUGACUUUCGGGCCCGCUUCUGGUACCGCCGCACCACCACAGACUGAGACACGUUUCUACUCUGCCGCCUCCCUUCCCGAGUCGUCUCCUCUCACUGAGAGACAAACAGAUUCUGAAUGGAUUCUGCCGUCUCCGUAACCUCAGUGAACUCGUCACUUUCUUCUGAUCUGUGGUGUCUUUCAUUUUUACUUCAUUUGAAACUGUGCCGUGGAAUUUUUGUACAGACCCUCAGAAACGUUGUCAUUGCACCAUCUGAAAGAGUAAAGAGUGAUUUAUCAAAAAGAGAAGAUGUUUCCCCAAAUGGCUUCUCUUUUUGAUAAAAACACUUAUGUCUUAAGUCUAACCUUUACAAUUUUAGUGUUAACCAACGGCCCGUAUUUCUCAGUUGUAUGUCAGAAAUGACAUCAGAGGUGGUUUGCUGUCUUUUUCCACAUUUAUAUUUUAUCUGUGUCCUUUUGUUGUAUUUCAUAUUUGUAUUAAACAAGUAAAGGAACAAGUG